Messenger RNA from Cylicocyclus nassatus, 540 nucleotides. Lineage: Eukaryota; Metazoa; Nematoda; Chromadorea; Rhabditida; Strongylidae. The record is from the annotation of a GenBank genome assembly.
AUGGCUCUGAGCUUCAGUCUCGACUAUUCAGGUGGAGUCAAACAUAAUUCUGAGAAGGCGGCACCUGUCGGGCCCAGAAGUUAUCAGAAGACUAACAACAACUUUGGCGAAAUUUUCAGACAUCCCUUGGACAAAUAUGAAAACACUCCACGCUACGACAAGAACGACCCAAAUUAUGGUCGAGCACCGCGUGGAAGUUUAACAGAGGCAAAAGGAAUAAAGGCAAGCCUUGACAUCUGUCGUGAGGUUCUGUUUUUAAUGGAGAAGAUCAAUCAGAACGCCGAGGGAGAAGAACCACAUAAAUGGAUCAAAUUUGGAAAACUAUUUCAUGUUUAUUCACUUUAUUCUGAUUCGGUAGUCGGUUAUCUAAUUCGAGCACGAAAGUAUGGUCUUGUACAUUUCGAAGGCGAAAUGUUGUAUCAACGGCAAGAUGAUGACAAGAAGAUCACAAUGCUAAUGGCUAUAGCUGACAUUCGGGAACGUUUAAAACCUACUGGUGAUCCAAAAAAUUGUAUUGCUAUUGUUGCUAACAAUAAGUAA